Molecule: messenger RNA, 1938 nt
Organism: Amborella trichopoda
Lineage: Eukaryota; Viridiplantae; Streptophyta; Magnoliopsida; Amborellales; Amborellaceae
Product: Galactose oxidase/kelch repeat superfamily protein
Molecular function (GO): protein binding
Source: RefSeq, a predicted model, not a curated record
AUAGAGAGAGGCGUGGGGAAGGGGAUUGUUUCACGGGUAAGGUUAGAAAAUUAAUGCGCAGGUGCAAAGUGCAAAGCAAGUAGCGGAUUGCCCACGCUCUCUCUCCACACAAACAAACAAGAAGACGUCUUCUCUCUCUCUUCCAUUCAUUUCCUGUCUUUCUUCUGUUGUGUUUCAUUGAAGCAGGAGGAAGUCAUAGGUAGAGACUGAGUGUCUUGCACACUCUCUCUCUUUCAUCCACAACAAGACCACGGACUGCGUUUCUUCCUUUCCCCUGUUCUUCUCUGCUGCUUGCUAUCUUUUGAAUUAUGUUGUUAAGGCUAUAAACUCGCAUAUUUUACCAGAAAAACGCACUCCAAUCUCUUUUGACUCUGAACAAAAAUAUGUAAAGAGGAAGCAUCAGUUCUUAAAGAUAAACGAGAAUGCAGCGUGUUAGGGUUUCCUCACACCAAUCCCCUGUUCACAAACUGGGUGCUUCCCAAAUGACCUUAUCCCCCAAAUUCAAGCUCAAUGCCUUCUCUCCUUCUCCCUCAUCUUCUCUAUCAGAAUCUGAAGGAGGAGGAGAAUUUCUGCCUUUAAUUCCUGGGCUUCCGGAUGAUAUCGCCCUCAACUGCCUCCUUCGUAUCCCAGUCCAUGCCCACCCAUUAUGCCGACCGGUGUGCAAACGCUGGCGGUCCCUCCUCCUCAACAAGGAGACCUUCUUCACCCUCCGUCGCCAGCUCGGCCUUGUCGAGCCAUGGCUCUUCGUCUUCUCUUUCCACCGAUGCACUGGAAAGAUCCAGUGGCAGGUACUGGACCUGGUGAGGCUCUGCUGGCAUACUCUUCCCUCCAUGCCCUGCAAGGACAGGGUCUGUCCCCCAGGGUUCGGCUGCAUAGCCAUGUCUGAGCAGGGCGCCCUCUAUGUGUGUGGGGGCAUGCUUUCGGACAUUGACUGCCCCAUGGACCGGGUCCUGAAAUACGAGGUUCACCGGAACCGGUGGACUGUCAUGAACCAUAUGCUCACUCCCCGUUCCUUCUUCGCAAGUGGGAUGAUAAAUGGGCGUAUAUAUGCAGCGGGGGGCAACAGCACUGACCUCUUCGAGCUCAACUCAGCUGAGGUAUUCGACCCCAUGAAGGGUUAUUGGAGGUCAAUUGCCAAAAUGGGGGCAAACAUGGCUUCCUAUGAUGCGGCGGUCUUGGAUGCGAAGCUCUAUGUCACCGAGGGUUGGCUUUGGCCCUUCUCGUUCUCGCCAAGGGGGCAGGUCUAUGACCCAGAGACUGACAAGUGGGAGACCAUGGCUGCAGGAAUGACGGAGGGUUGGACGGGGGCAAGCCUUGUGUUGCACGGGCAUCUUUUUGUGGUUUCAGAGCACGAGAGGAUGAGGCUCAAGGUCUACGAUGUGGAGAGCGAUUCAUGGGAUGCGGUUGAUGGGCCCCCUGUACCGAAGCAGGUUUGUAAGCCCUUCUCUGCCAAUGCCACCAAUGGGAGGAUCUAUGUCGUGGGGAGAAACCUUCAUGUAGCGGUGGGAUAUAUUCGUAUGAGGCCGACAACCAUGGCUACCACAACUGCUGAGGUUGAGAAGAAGAAUGGAAAGAAGGAGAAGGUGUGCUUCUCUGUUUAUUGGAAGGCCAUCGAUGCACCAAGGGCCUUAUGUGAUCUCACCCCCUCGAGCUCGCAGGUUCUUUAUGCUUGACUGACUCUUGAGCCAUUGCAAUUGCCAUCGCCAGCUUUUUCCGUUUCUCUUCUCGUGGUUUUUGUCUUGUUUGAUUAUCUGGUCAAUUUGAACUGUACAGUUAAAAUCAUGUUCACCCUGGCCUUGAUCUGGAAAUUUGGGCUUACCAUGAAACAUAUUCUUAAAACAUAUGCUGGGGAGAAGGUUGUACCCUCACUAAACUAUUGUAUCAGGGAUGUGUACUGAUUAACAUUAUAAAACUUGGAUAGUUGGAUUCCAGACUCAA